UUUUUAUUUUAAAAAGAAAUAAAAUAAAACAAAAAUAAUAUAAUAUAAUUAGGAAAGGGCCGCGUGGACGUAGCUGGACGUCUUGUGUGGCCAGAUGUGCAUUUCCCGCGGAUUUAGAUAUUUAUUUUUUCGAGGCUGCGUCUGCUUGAUCACCACGCUCUAUUAUGCGCGUGUUUGCACCUUCCAUUUGGUGCAGAUUUUGUAUUUCUUGUUUCGGUCCCAUGAAACCUGGUUUAUCAGCCUCCAUUGUUAAUAUCGGCUGUGUAGACGCUGAUGCCAAUUAGGAGAUGAACUGGUAAGAUAAUGUGAAAAUUGAACUACCUCAAUUCGAACUUCAUUUAUAUUAAAUUUAAUUAAAAAUUAAUUUAAAUAACUUAAAUUUAUUUUAAAUUUAAUUAUUAUUAAAAAAAAUCUAAACUCAUUUAAUUUUAUAAAUCCAUAAAAAACUUAACAUCGUCAUAUCAAAUCUAUAUCCGGCAGGUUACCUAACACAUUUAGUCCUGAAAAAAUGAAGAGAAACUCGUAUCGAUGAAAAACUAUGAGCAGCAUUUCGCUGAACCAACCCUGGCUCCGGCCUGACUUUGAUUUUGAAGAAAAAUAUGUUUGCAAUCACGCUUGACCAAAUUCAGAAAUACUGUCCUCACCCGAAUUUACAGCAGUCGCACAAACUUUGAAGUCCAUUUUAAUAUCCAAUGAAUUCCGCUCCUCCCCGCUCAACCACUCCAAAACUUCUCUGGAAGUAAGAAUUUCUGCCAUGCUAGGAUAAAAAACAUGGCUAAAAUAUCCUGUGAAGCCUGCCAAAAAUACACCCUUAGAGUCCCUUACCACAGCACCAAAAGCAGUGUUCCUUGAAUUUCUCACAACAGAUGCAUCCAAAUUACAUUUUUUACGGUUGUAUUGCGGCACCUGACAGAGACGGAUCUCCUGCCCGUCACCUGAGUUAUGCACUAACUGAUCACCAUCCCAAUUAGACAGAAAAGAGAAUGCGGAAGCCACCGGUUCUAUAGGUUAAGAUUUCAAAGUUGAAUUCUCUCACUGUUUGGACCAUUUUUAUUAUAUGAACAUUUAGCUUUCACCAAAACCGAAUUACCAAAUGGCUUCAUCUAGGGUACUAUCAAAUAAGAGUUUUAGGAGGAUGCAAUCAAGGAAAUCACAUUCCUGGUGGUGGGAUAGUCACAUCAGUCCCAAAAAUUCCAAGUGGCUUGCGGAGAAUCUUGAGGAAAUGGACCAGAGUGUCAGGCGGAUGUUAAAGCUAAUUGAAGAGGAUGGAGAUUCAUUUGCUAAAAAGGCUGAAAUGUAUUAUCAGAAGAGGCCAGAAUUAAUUUCUCAAGUUGAAGAGUUCUACCGCAUGUAUAGGUCUCUAGCUGAACGUUAUGAUCAUGUGACAGGAGAAUUGAGGAAGAAUAUUCCAUCAGAUCUGCAAUCCCAGGGCUCUGGCAUUUCUGAGGUUGUUUCUGAGCCAACCUCAGGAUGGUCCUCUCCUGUACCUGAACAGAGGCUGCCACAUCGUAAAUCUGGGACCCGAGCUGCUGGUUUUGAAUUCUUUCUUGGUUCUGGUGGAAGCAGCUCUGAUCUUCAGAAAGAAGAAGGAGAUGAAUCAUCUACUCUAUCAGAUUCUGAGUCAGAAUCUGAUGACUCCUCAGUAAACAAUUACUCAGGUCUACUAGGGAAUGGUGGUGAUCAAGCACAGAACAGAAAGAUAAUUGAAUUAGAGAUUGAGCUACGUGAAAUGAAAGAGAAACUCUUGAUGCACCGGGAGGAUAAUGGAGAUGGCUCUUUUAGAGAGGUGAGGAAUGAGAAUUCUGAGGAGCUUGCUAGGAUUGUAGGUUACGAGCAAGAGCUGAAGAAUGCUAAUCAGAGGAUACUGCUUUUUGAAGAAAAGGUGGCCAGAUUGAAAAUUGACCUCCAGAAGUAUAAAACACUGGAAUCCACCAACAGUUUGGAGCCUGAGUUCGCAUUAUCAACUGAAGAAAAUGCUAAGACAAGGGAGGCUUUGCCAGAACCUGAGAUGACUCAAGAAUCACAGCUUCAAGAAAAUAUGGACAGCUUGGAAGCUGAAACCAGUGAAUCCAGUAGCAACAUUAAGGCACUGACAGACGAACUCAAAAUCACAAAAGAGAAGCUACUGCAGGCAGAGAAUAAAAUUGCUAGUUUGAAAGAGCAGGUUGAGAAUGAUAGACACUCUGAAAAAAUCAGCAGUUUGCAGGAUCAGCUUGCAUCAGCUAAUGGAGAAAAUCAUACAUGGAAAAUCAAGUUCAACGCAGAAAGAAAGGAGGUGACCAAGCUGCGGGAAAAUAUUGCGAGGUUGAAAACUAGUUUAUCAGAUAGGGAUCAUGAGAUUAGAGACUUAAAAAUAGCAGUAUCAGAUGCUGAGCAGAAGAUCUUUCCUGAAAAAGCACAGAUAAAGGCUGAAAUAUCUAGGUUGUUGGAGGAACGAAAAUACUUAGGGGAGCAGUUAAAAGAUUGGGAAUCACGUAGCCGUUCUUUAGAAGAUGAAAUUAGAAGGUUACAGACAGAAAAGUCAGAAACGGUGGAAAGACUGGAUUGUGAAAUCAAUCAGUUAAAGGACAAAAUUGAUGAACGAGAUGGUCAUGUGGAAAGUCAGAAUAAAAUCCUUGGUGCUUUGAAGUUAGAGAGAGAUGAGCUUAGUGUGCAUGUUACUGCACUGAAAGCAGAUGUAAUCUCUAGAGAUGAUAGGAUUGAUCAGUUGGAUAAACAUUUACAGCAAUUACAUAUGGAGCAUGUGAAGCUCAUUAUUGGUGCUGAAGAGGCGUGUAAACUGGUAGAUGAGUUAAAAUCAAAAGCUAAGGUUUUGGAAGAAGAAGUUGAAAGGCAAAGAAUUGUGAUCCUAGAAGUAGCAGAACAGAAACGGGAAGCUAUCAGGCAAUUAUGUUUCUCACUCGAACAUUACAGAAAUGGGUAUCAUAGGCUUCGGCAGGCUAUCGUUGGGCACAAGAGAGUUCCAGUUUUGGCAGCAUAAGUUAGUAUGCAUGUACUAUUGUAUGCUUCUCUCCAUUUUUUAUGUGUUUGAGCCUGAGUAUUGCCAUUUUUCUUGUUUUGAUGUGGAUAUUAGGUAUAUUUUUAUCAUAGUUUAGUGUAUGGAACUUAUGGUUAGAAGCAUAAAGAUGGAAGGAAGAUGAACUGCAGUCUGCAGUUGAAGUUUCUCCUUAUGACGAGGAUGGUACUUGCGACAAAAGAGCUGCCAUUUUUCUAGCGACGAAGACGGUGCCACUCACAGAGGUAAUCUUCAAGAGAUGGUGGUCUAUCAAUUCACCAUUUGGUUCAAUCUUCAUCCUCAAUUCUCGAUAUGUAAUUCUAGUUGUCUCUUGAUCUUUAUCUGCGUUUAAAUGUUUUGUAUUGUGUAUUUGAAUUUUGAAUAUAAUGAAUUUGCGAUGUUGAGGUUUUGGAA
This is a messenger RNA of Manihot esculenta (cassava), 3409 nucleotides long. RefSeq names its product protein NETWORKED 4B. The transcript is spliced from 4 exons. Gene Ontology annotation, cellular component: vacuolar membrane. The record is from RefSeq and is a predicted model, not a curated record. Bases 1094 to 2980 code for a protein of 628 amino acids. Gene Ontology annotation, molecular function: actin binding. Lineage: Eukaryota; Viridiplantae; Streptophyta; Magnoliopsida; Malpighiales; Euphorbiaceae.